AUGGACAUGAUGACCUUUACCAUCGGCACACUUGUCCUCAUCUACCUGGGAACGCUCUUUGGAAAUCUGCUGGUAAUUGUGGUCAUAAUCAUAAAUCCUCAUCUCCGCAACCCCAUGUUUUUCUACAUUUUCUACCUAGCGGUGAUUGAUGUGGUGAACAGCAGCAACCUCAUCCCUCCAAUGCUGACUGUCCUGUUGUCCAGAUCCACCACAGUCCCUUAUGGGCCCUGUUUGCUUCAGCUGUCAGUGGUGCACCAUCUUGGGAUUACGGAAGGCCUUCUGUUAUCUGUUAUGGCAUGUGAUCGUUAUGUAGCUGUUGUGUACCCCCUGAGAUAUCCUUCCCUGGUUACAAAUAAGACGGCGGGUCUCAGCAUCUUACUAGUGAAUGUUCUCGCUGCUGCCACCCUCAUCCCCUACAUGUAUUUUUCGGCAGAGCUUUCAUUUUGCCGCACUAACGUCCUGCCUUACUGUUUCUGUGAUUUUGUUACUAUGGUUCAAAUCUCUUGUACUAAGGACCCCAAGUACCUUACUCUCCUGUCCAGCACCACAAUGAUCACUAGCGUAGGAGGUUUAGGAAUUUGUCUUUUAUCUUAUGUCAGAAUUGUGGUGGCUGCCCUGAAGAUCUCUUCAGUAGAUGGGAAGAGGAAAGCUUUCAGCACGAUGUUCACCCACCUUCUGGUCGUCAGUCUCUUCUAUGUGCCACGGAUGAUUUCUUAUAUAUUGCCAGGAUUUGGAGUGCAGAUCUCUGCUGAAGCUUACAAUGUGCUGGUCAUCAUAGCCAUUCUGGUGCCCCCCAUGUUGAAUCCUAUCAUCUACAGCUUCAGGAACAAGGAGAUCAAAAGCAGCAUUUACAGGAUGUGGACAGGGAAGAGAGUAAACCCCGACAGCCAUUAA
Polypterus senegalus (gray bichir) is the source of this 894-nucleotide messenger RNA. Its product is annotated as olfactory receptor 24-like. Gene Ontology annotation, biological process: G protein-coupled receptor signaling pathway. NCBI's taxonomy places the organism in Eukaryota, Metazoa, Chordata, Cladistia, Polypteriformes, Polypteridae. The coding region runs from base 1 to 894 and encodes 297 amino acids. The record is from RefSeq and is a predicted model, not a curated record. Gene Ontology annotation, molecular function: olfactory receptor activity; G protein-coupled receptor activity. Gene Ontology annotation, cellular component: membrane. The transcript has a single exon.